Heterocephalus glaber (naked mole-rat) is the source of this 3659-nucleotide messenger RNA. It is a transcript of the gene Sugp2, whose product is annotated as SURP and G-patch domain containing 2. Gene Ontology annotation, cellular component: nucleoplasm. The record is from RefSeq and is a predicted model, not a curated record. Lineage: Eukaryota; Metazoa; Chordata; Mammalia; Rodentia; Bathyergidae. Gene Ontology annotation, biological process: RNA processing. Gene Ontology annotation, molecular function: RNA binding.
GGGUGGGGCUCGCAGCUGUCUUCCGCCGCUUUGGCUCCGGCCCCUUCCGGCCGCCGUAGGUGCGCAGGCGCAGUGGGGCCGCGACGCCUCCGCCUCCGUUAGCCAGGCAGAUCGCUCCCGGAGUAACCAAGGAUGACUGCAACUGCAGGGCAAAGAAACAUGGCAGCAAGGCGGAUUGCACAGGAGACUUUGGAUGCUGUACUGCAAGAAAAAGCAAAAAGAUUUCACUCGGACUCUAGUGGUGAGACUAUAGGUGAAACUCUUCCAUUUAAAACACAGGAUCUCUUGAGGACGGUCCCAAGGUCCAGAGCAGAGAUGUUUGGCGACACUCACGGUGACAGCAGAUUCACCCUCAGUGGAUCCUCGGCUCACUCCCGUGAUGCCAGCAGAGAAGGCCUGCGGGGUGACACCUUCCCAGGACCUUCCUUCCGGUCGAGUGCUGCUUCCAUCAGUGAUGACAGCUACUUUCGAAAAGAGGGCAGCAGCCGGGAUCAGGAAUUUGCCCACUCUGACUCCCAAGAGCAGGCUCUUGGCCACCGGAAGCUGGGACAUUUCCAUUCUCAGGACUGGAAAGUGGCUCUCCGUGGCUCUUGGGAGCAGGACAUGGGCCAUCCAGUUUCUCAAGAGUCCUCUUGGGCACAGGAGUUUGGUUUGGGUCCUUCCGCUGUGCUGGGGGACCUGGGCUCCUCCAGGCGGCUGGAAAAAGAGCAUGUGGAGAAGGAGAGUCUGGAGUAUGAUGUGGACCGUCCCGGAGAGGCCGACGCCGUGCCCAGGUCCAGUGCGCAGGCCCAGGCCCGGGCCCGUGCUCUCAGCAUGGUCCAUGAAGGUGGCCUCCUGGGAAAGGGGGAUACCCAGGGCCUGCUGAUACCCAAGGGCAGUGUCGGGAAGCUUGUCACUCUGAGAAACGUGACCGAGAAAAAGGUGCCCGCUCUGAAUCGUGUUACCCCCAAAACUCAGGGCACGAACCAGACCCAGAAAAGCAGCCCGAAUCCCAGUGUGGCCCUGAGGACAAACCCCGGGCCAGAGGACCUCCAGCUCCCCACCCUGAAGAUCCCUCUGGGGCUAGACCUGAAGAACAUCCGGUUCCCCAGGAGGAAGAUGAGCUUCGACAUCAUAGAUAAGGCUGACGUCUUCUCCAGGUUCGGGGUCGAGAUCAUCAAGUGGGCCGGCUUCCACACUGUUAAAGAUGACCUGAAGUUCUCCCAGCUGUUCCAGACUCUCUUUGAACUCGAAACCGAAACCUGUGCUAAGAUGCUCGCCUCCUUUAAGUGCUCCUUAAAACCAGAGCACAGAGAUUUUUGCUUUUUUACUAUCAAAUUUUUAAAGCACUCUGCUUUGAAAACCCCUCGAGUUGAUAAUGAGUUUUUAAACAUGCUUUUAGACAAAGGUGCUGUGAAGACCAAAAACUGCUUCUUUGAAGUCAUCAAGCCCUUCGACAAGUACAUCAUGCGGCUGCAGGAUCGCCUGCUGAAGAGUGUCACACCCCUGCUCAUGGCCUGUAACGCCUACGAGCUCAGUGUCAAGCUUAAGACCCUCACCAGCCCCCUGGACCUGGCGCUGGCCCUUGAGACCACCAACUCCCUCUGCCGGAAGUCGCUGGCCCUCUUGGGACAGACCUUUGCCUUGGCGUCCUCUUUCCGGCAAGAGAAAAUCCUAGAAGCCAUCGGCCUCCAGGACAUAGCCCCCUCCCCGGCCUCCUUUCCCAACUUCGAGGACUCCACUCUGUUCGGGAGAGAGUACAUCGACCACCUGAAGGCCUGGCUGCUGGCUAGCGGGUGUCCCCUGCGGGUGAAGCGGCCAGGGCCGCAGCCAUCACAAGAGGAGGACAAGACGGCCCUCCCUUCCAAACCUGAGAUUCCCACCAGGGCCCCAAGCGAUGUCCUGCAGCGAGCGGACUACAGGAUGGUGGACACCAUCGACCAGCUCGUCACACGCGUCCUCGAAGGCACCCUGUCUCCCCGGGAGAGAGCCGCUCUCAAGGAGGACCCUGCGUACUGGUUCCUGUCCGACGAGAACAGCCUGGAAUACAAAUACUACAAGCUGAAGCUGGCUGAGGCCCAGCGAGGGAGCCAGACCCCAGCGAGCAUGGACCGGAAGCCGGCCCCGUCCGAGUGCGCCGUGAGGGCCAUGCUGUACGCGCGAGCCGUGCAGAGUCUCAAGAGGAGGCUGCUCCCAGGCCAGCGGCGGCGCCUGCUCCGCACCCACGGCCUCCGCGGCUGGAAGGCCAGGCGUGCAACCACGGGGACCCAGACACUCCUGUCCUCGGGCACCAGGCUGAAGCCCCUUGGGCGACAGCCCAAGCUGCCCCCACCAGAGGGGAACUGCGGUGCCAAGGACUGCCCACCAGACCCCACCAGAGCCCCUCCUCGGGACACCAGCCCGGCCCCCAAGUCCUCCAAGCCUGGGGGAGCUGCUGCCACGGCUGCCAAAGCCCCAGGGACCUCUGCCCCCUGCGACCCUUCAGACCAGGUUGACCCAAAGACCAUGGAGACUGCAGAGAAACUGGCCAGGUUCGUCGCCCAGGUGGGACCAGAGAUCGAGCAGUUCAGCAUAGAGAACAGCGCGGACAACCCGGACCUGUGGUUUCUCCAUGACCAGAACAGCUCCGCGUUCAAAUUCUACCGGAAGAAAGUGCUGGAACUGUGUCCCUCCAUCCAGUUCACAUCAUCGCCUCUGACCCUGCCCGCGGGGGGUGGUAGCCAGAGUGGGGACUCUGAGGAGAGCCCCACAGGCACCGUAGAAGGGGAAGGGGAACCGGAGGACCAGGGCCCUGUGCAGGAAGUGGAGCUGGAGAGCCCUGAGGUGAUCCAGGAGGAGGAGGAGGAGGAGGAGGGCGACGAGGCAGACGAGGAGGACACAGAGGGGGCUGCUGCCCGUGGGACUCCCAGGCCAGGCGUGGGCGCCACCGAGGCGGGGGCUGCUGAGGGCCGCCCUCCCGCUGAUGGCCUCCCCGGUGAGGCUGCUGAGGACGACACGGCCACAGCUCCUGGCCUGUCGCAGACCGCCACGGGCACCUGCUUCCCCCGGAAGAGGAUGAGCAGCAAGUCCCUGAGAGUCGGCAUGAUACCGGCCCCCAAGCGGGUGUGCCUCAUCCAGGAGCCCCAAGUCCAUGAGCCGGUCCGGAUCGCCUACGACAGGCCUCGGGGACGCCCCCUGUCCAAAAAGAAGAAACCCCAGGACCUGGACUUCGCCCAGCAGAAGCUGACGGACAAGAACGUGGGCUUCCAGAUGCUGCAGAAGAUGGGCUGGAAGGAGGGCCGCGGCCUGGGCUCCUGUGGCAGAGGCAUCCGGGAGCCUGUCAGCCUGGGAGCUGCCUCGGAGGGGGAGGGCCUGGGUGCUGAAGGCCCCGAGCAGAAGGAGGACACAUUCGAUGUCUUCCGCCAGCGGAUGAUGCAGAUGUACAGACACAAGCGGGCCAACAAAUAGGGUCCCCGAGAGGACGACGGGCAUCUGACAGCGCCGAGCUGCCACCCCGGGUAUGACCGUCCCCGGCUUGUUUCCGUCCCUGGGAUCCCAUAGGCAGUGUUAGUGAUCUGGUCCUCUGUCUAACCUAGAAGACGUUCGUGAUGUUACCAAAACGAAGUUUUGUUUCCUAAGACUAAGAAGUUGUGAAUGUUGUCAAUCAUUAGUGGUUGCAAUAAAUGUAGAGAAGACCUGGC